GUCUCCUCUUUCUCUCUCUCUAUCUCUCUCUCUAUAUAUAAAUACAAAAAUUUCUGGAGAGAGAAAGAAAUAGAGUUUACUAUAAGUUUCUAGAGAGAGAAAGCUUUCUCUGAGCUCUGUCUCUGUCUCUCUCUCUCUUCUUCGUCUUCUGGAUGUGUGGUUGUUUGUUCUGAUUUGGUUCUCAAGAUCUAGUUAUAAUCUUAGUGAUAUUUCUGGUUCUGGAAUCAAAGACGAGGGGUCAAGAUGUCUUCUCUCAGCAGGGAGCUUGUGUUCCUGAUCUUACAGUUUCUAGAUGAGGAAAAAUUCAAAGAGACUGUACACAAGCUGGAGCAGGAAUCUGGGUUUUUCUUCAAUAUGAAAUAUUUUGAGGAUGAGGUGCAUAAUGGUAAUUGGGAUGAAGUUGAGAAGUACCUGUCCGGAUUCACUAAAGUGGACGAUAACCGGUAUUCCAUGAAAAUCUUUUUUGAGAUACGGAAACAGAAGUAUCUUGAGGCAUUGGACAAGCAUGAUCGGUCCAAAGCUGUGGAUAUACUAGUAAAGGAUUUAAAGGUUUUUGCCACAUUCAAUGAAGAACUUUUCAAGGAAAUCACCCAGCUCCUGACAUUGGAGAAUUUUAGGGAGAAUGAACAACUAUCCAAGUAUGGAGAUACAAAGUCUGCCAGGGCAAUUAUGCUGGUUGAACUUAAGAAACUGAUUGAAGCAAAUCCCUUAUUCCGUGAUAAAUUGCAAUUCCCCAACCUCAAAAAUUCGAGACUACGGACUCUCAUUAACCAAAGCUUAAAUUGGCAGCAUCAGCUUUGUAAGAACCCAAGACCAAAUCCAGAUAUAAAAACUCUCUUUGUGGAUCACUCGUGUGGACAACCGAAUGGUGCUCGGGCUCCAUCACCUGCAAACAAUCCACUGCUUGGAUCCUUACCAAAAGCCGGAGGAUUUCCUCCACUAGGUGCACAUGGGCCUUUUCAACCUACACCAGCCCCAGUUCCAAUACCCCUUGCAGGUUGGAUGUCUAAUCCUUCCACUGUUACUCAUCCAGCUGCUUCUGAAGGAGGAGCUAUUGGUCUUGGUGCUCCAUCAAUUACAGCUGCCUUGAAACAUCCAAGGACUCCCCCAACUAAUCCUUCUGUAGAGUACCCGUCUGGGGAUUCUGAUCAUGUAUCUAAAAGAACAAGGCCCAUGGGGCUGUCUUCUGAAGUAAAUCUCCCUGUUAACAUGUUGCCAGUAACAUUUCCGGGUCAUGGUCAUGGUCAAGCUUUGAAUGCACCUGAUGACUUGCCAAAGAAUGUCACACGGACUUUGAAUCAGGGUUCAUCUCCCAUGAGCAUGGAUUUUCAUCCUUUACAGCAGACUCUGCUACUUGUUGGUACUAAUGUGGGGGACAUAGGGCUGUGGGAAGUUGGAUCUAGGGAGCGACUAGUUUUGAGGAACUUUAAAGUCUGGGAUCUUAGUUCAUGUUCCAUGCCUCUGCAGGCUGCUCUAGUUAAGGAUCCUGGCGUAUCUGUUAACCGUGUGAUAUGGAGCCCUGAUGGUUCUUUAUUUGGUGUUGCAUACUCAAGGCACAUUGUUCAAAUAUAUUCUUAUCAUGGGGGUGACGAUAUACGACAGCACCAAGAGAUUGAUGCUCAUGUUGGUGGAGUAAAUGAUCUAGCAUUCUCCCACCCCAAUAAACAGCUUUGUGUAAUUACCUGCGGGGAUGACAAGACCAUCAAGGUGUGGGAUGCUACGACCGGUGCAAAACAGUAUACUUUUGAAGGUCAUGAGGCUCCUGUUUAUUCUGUCUGCCCACACUACAAGGAAAACAUUCAGUUUAUCUUUUCAACAGCAUUGGAUGGAAAGAUAAAGGCUUGGUUGUAUGACAAUUUGGGAUCUCGGGUUGAUUAUGAUGCUCCUGGUCGCUGGUGCACAACCAUGGCUUACAGUGCUGAUGGUACAAGGCUCUUUUCAUGUGGGACAAGUAAAGAGGGUGAGUCAUAUAUUGUUGAAUGGAAUGAAAGUGAAGGGGCUGUGAAGAGGACCUACCAAGGCUUCCGCAAGCGAUCUUUUGGUGUUGUGCAAUUCGAUACUACUAAAAACCGAUUUUUGGCUGCUGGUGAUGAUUUCUCUAUUAAAUUUUGGGACAUGGACAAUAUUCAGCUUCUGACAACUGUUGAAGCUGAUGGAGGCCUCCCAGCAAGCCCUCGUAUCCGCUUUAACAAGGAUGGCAGUCUCUUGGCUGUUUCUGCCAAUGAGAAUGGGAUUAAAGUAUUGGCAAAUGCAGAUGGAAUUCGGUUGUUACGAACAUUUGAGAAUCAUCUUUCCUACGAUGCAUCAAGGACCUCUGAAGUUGUGACAAAGCCUGCAAUAAACCCUAUUUCAGUUGCUGCAGCAGCAGCAGCUGCUGCUACCAGUGCUGGUCUGGCUGACAGAAGUGCAUCUGCAGUUUCUAUUUCUGGAAUGAAUGGGGAUGCUCGGAACUUGGGGGAUGUGAAACCUAGAAUAGCUGAAGAAUCCAAUGACAAAUCAAAGAUUUGGAAACUCACAGAAAUCAACGAACCAUCUCAAUGUCGUUCCUUGAGGCUGCCUGAAAACAUGAGAGUAACCAAGAUAUCUAGGUUAAUCUAUACUAAUUCAGGAAGUGCAAUUUUGGCAUUAGCAUCAAAUGCCAUACAUUUGCUCUGGAAAUGGCAGAGGAGCGAGCGUAACUCUACUAGCAAGGCAACUGCUAGUGUUUCACCUCAACUCUGGCAACCCUCAAGUGGCAUUCUAAUGACCAAUGAUAUUGCUGACACAAGUCCUGAAGAAGCUGUUCCUUGCUUUGCUUUGUCCAAGAAUGAUUCUUAUGUAAUGUCAGCAUCUGGUGGAAAGAUUUCCCUGUUCAAUAUGAUGACAUUUAAGACAAUGACAACUUUCAUGCCGCCGCCGCCUGCUGCAACGUUUCUUGCUUUCCACCCUCAAGAUAACAAUAUUAUAGCUAUUGGAAUGGAUGAUUCCACUAUUCAGAUAUAUAAUGUCCGUGUAGAUGAGGUUAAGAGCAAGCUUAAGGGUCACUCUAAAAGAAUAACUGGCCUAGCAUUCUCUCAUGUACUAAAUGUGCUAGUUUCAUCAGGAGCAGAUGCUCAGCUUUGUGUAUGGAAUUCUGAUGGAUGGGAAAAGCAGAAGUCCAGAUUCUUGCAGCUUCCAGCUGGGAGAACAACAGCUUCACAGUCAGACACGCGUGUGCAGUUUCAUCAGGACCAGACGCACUUCUUGGUUGUGCAUGAGACUCAACUUGCCAUAUAUGAAACAACAAAACUAGAAUGUGUAAAGCAGUGGGUUCCACGUGAUUCUGCUGCACCAAUUUCCCAUGCAACAUUCUCAUGCGACAGCCAGCUUGUAUAUGCCAGCUUUUUAGAUGCAACCGUGUGUGUGUUUAGUGCUGCAAAUCUCAGACUACGGUGUCGUAUUAAUCCUUCUGUUUAUCUGCCUGCUAAUGUCAGCAAUAACGUACAGCCCCUUGUGAUUGCGGCACAUCCACAAGAACCAAAUCAGUUUGCAUUAGGACUAUCGGAUGGUGCUGUUCAUGUCUUUGAGCCCCUCGAAUCUGAAGGCAAAUGGGGCGUGCCUCCACCCGUUGAAAAUGGGUCAGCAAGCAGUGUGCCAGCUACUCAAGUUGGAACUGCAGGUUCAGAUCAAGCACAGAGAUGAUCAAAAGGCUGGCAGAGCACAAGUUCUUUUACAUGCUUGGCUUGCUGGCCCAUUCCAAAUAUAGUUUGUGUUCUUGAUGCAAUGUAAUUUACUCAAGGAAUGAAUGAUGUGCAGAUAUUUAGAUUUAACAUGUUGGUUCAGAAUAUCAGUAAGGUAAAUGCUGUAGGAGUAUUGGCAGUGAUCAUGUAUUUAUUUUCUGCGUCAGAAAGGAAGAGUUUAAUGUUUCUCCCUUAUGCUUUCGUCUUCCAAUUGAUCAUGAAUAUAUAAUUCUUGUUAAUUUUCUAUGUCAAUUUCCGUUGCUGUCUCAGUUUUCAUUUCCUUGACUUCGGCUGUUGUUAGUUGGAUGUUAAACUGCAAGUCAUUGUAGGAUAAUAAUGGACCUUUGCCCUUUUUUAA
Molecule: messenger RNA, 4056 nt
Organism: Prunus avium (sweet cherry)
Lineage: Eukaryota; Viridiplantae; Streptophyta; Magnoliopsida; Rosales; Rosaceae
Product: protein TOPLESS
Biological process (GO): regulation of DNA-templated transcription
Molecular function (GO): protein binding
Source: RefSeq, a predicted model, not a curated record